GUUUAUAUUUCAGGUAUUCGUGGGAUUAUGGUGACAACUCCACGGUCCAAAACACCACGAACCGCACCAUCUCACACAGGUAUACGUCCAACGGCGAGUUCUGCGUCUUCUUAGUAGCAAAAAACUUUUUCUCCGAGGCCAUUCUCAACUUUAAGAUCUCGGUGGUUACGCCAAUCAAUGGUUUUGGAUUUGUCAAGAACAUUACGCCGGUAGAAACGGGAUACCCGACAAACAUUGGCAUCGAAAUCCGGAACGGAAGCAAUGUUAAUGUUACUGUUAACUUCGGUGACGGUUCCGAGCCUGUGUGGAUUGUGAAUGUGGACGACAUAUUGGACAUUUUUGUUAUUUCCCUGUGGCAUAAUUACAGCACGGCCGGUCACUACAAUGUUACGAUCCAGGCACGGAAUUUGCUGGAUUCCAUGACAGCCAGUAGUAUAGCACAAGUACAAGAUCCAAUUAGGAAUCUUACCGUGAAGCAAACGUAUGACACCAAAUGUCUGGAAGUGAAUGGGACACUCAGAAUUCACGUGAGCGUCAACGGAACAGAUCCGCAACAUUUCUACGAUUUUGGUGACCAAACAAACCUGACACUGCGUCAAUCCAUUGGAAACCACUCUUAUACUACUCAUGGAGAAUACGUGCUGAAUAUUACAGUGUUUAAUUUCAUCAGCCGCGUCACAUUGAACAGCACUGUAACGGUGUGCAAGCCAGUGAUUCCAUUGGUCGGGCUCAGCGUGACCAGCCCUGCCACGAAUCUUAGUGACCCUGUGGAGUUCACGAUGUCUUUAGCUGAAGCUUCCGAUUUUGAAUGCCUUUUUGACUACGGAGAUGGCAGCUUCGGCUUCUUUGGAAAGAGCUGUUACAAUCUGACUUACUUCGCGGAUGGUGUCACCGCAGACAGGACCCCUUUUAUGAAUCUGAAGUUCAAAGCGUACCACAAUUACACCGAAGUGGGACGCUACGAGGUUUACGUUAACUGUUCGAACAGAAACAGCAAAAUGAACGAUACUUUGUACGCAGUUGUACAAAAACCAAUUGAAGAUCUUGAGUUACCCUACAUAUCUCCUAAGAUUCGUGGCCAGAACAAUCCUAUCAACUGGACGAUGGCAAACGGUACCAAUGUCACUUUUCAUCUGGAGGCCGAAGGAACAACGAUCAAUUAUACUAAGAUGAAAACAGACACCGGAGAUUUUUUCCUCACUACAGGCAGUAACAUUGUCUCAGCAGGCGUUUAUCUUGUCAAGCUUCGAGCCCAGAAUGAAGUUUCUGAGGCAACUCGCUCUAUUACCCUUAUAAUUCAGGAUGACGUCACACAAGUGUCAUUCAAUACUUGGACGACCACAAGUGACUUCGGGUCGAACAUUCAUGGAUUUGGACCAGAGAAAAAUAUCUUCCCCUGUGAACACAAAGUAAAUUUUACUGCUAUGCCCGAUAAGGGAACAAAUUUAACUUACUUGUGGAAGUUUGACGAUGGCACGGUAAAGAAUACCAGCGUGUCGACCACCACCCACAAGUACGCAGAAACUGAAGCUGAAUAUUGGACAAAUGUGACAGUACACAACCUGGUGAGCAGUAUCACCAAGUCCUUUCGACUUAAAACAGAAAAAAGUGUCCAAGGCCUCACUAUUGAUGACGGAGGUCGUCCCGUGAAGGUGAACAGGACUACCACUUUCACGCUUGGUUUUACUCGGUUUGGCACUCGAACGUGCGUCAAAAUGGAUAUGGGUGACGGACAGGGUUUGUUUUUUUUCGGAGGAAGCCACUGUCAGUCCAUAGCACCAAAUAAAUAUGAAUCGAAGGAUGAUAACACCACCGAAAUCAUUCAACCCUACAAUUAUUCUACUAUUGACGAAUUCUGGGUAACAGUCAACGCCACCAACAAUGUGUCACGCCUUACAGAAAAGUACAAAUCUGUCACGGUCGCACUGUCUUGCUUCUAUCCAAACGCUAUCCUGUUGGGUGUGAGUCCAAAUGCAACCACGGCAACAAAGAUGAAUCGCUCGGAGCCUAUAAGUAUCAAGGCCGAGAUAGAGGUCAACUGUGAGGCUUCAAAAUCUACGGCUUUUAGGUGGGAAAUCUUCAAUGCAUCAAAAGAUCAGGUCAAUUAUCAACCCUUUGCCGAGGCUGAGGAGCCUAAGAAGCCUGUGUGGGAAAGUAACCAGGCAGAAUUGUAUGUUCGGGAGAUUGGACUUAAUUUCGGCUUUUACAAGUGUGUCUUUACCGUCUCGAUGGAAGACGUUGAGGGAGUUUCCGGAACGGCGAUUGGCUAUAUUCACGUGGUGGCAACACAAUCCCAAGAUUCUCUGCAGGCGUUUGUGGAUGGAGGCCUGCGGAAACGUUACAAGUUUGGAGGAAACGUAAGUUGCCUAAACCACAAUGAUACGUUACAGUUUAUGAUAAAUAUAAUCUCAGGCCGUCAAUCCACCCUCUAACUUUGUCUGCAACGCCUGCGGAAAAGACUAUCAUGGAAGGAUCGCACUGCUGAGCCACUCCAGACGCCGCUCUCAACAGGACUGGUCUUGACCGACCAAGGCGCUUCCAUUAUCUUUCGAGAUAGACGGUUCUCUACUACUGGCACUGUCAAUGAUAAAUAUAAUAAAUCAAUAAUCUCCACUUACAGAUCGAACGCUUGACAGAAUUUAAAAGCCGUUAAGUGAUUUUUAAAGGACCUACUUCACGGUUUGGACAUCUUGAAAAGUUUAGCCUAAAUGUUUCAAAUUCGUCGUUUGUAAUCGGUGUUAAUC
Messenger RNA from Orbicella faveolata, 2744 nucleotides. RefSeq names its product polycystin-1-like protein 2. NCBI's taxonomy places the organism in Eukaryota, Metazoa, Cnidaria, Anthozoa, Scleractinia, Merulinidae. Gene Ontology annotation, biological process: detection of mechanical stimulus. Gene Ontology annotation, cellular component: membrane. Gene Ontology annotation, molecular function: calcium channel activity; protein binding. The record is from RefSeq and is a predicted model, not a curated record.